UUCUGGGGGAGAAACACUCGAACAAAUGUUUCUGUCAUAUUUUGACACAGCAUAUGGCCUCUUUAACAACAAGCAGGAUAAAAUUCUACCUUAAUGAAAGUGACUGGCCUGUGGCUAUUGACUAGUUAUGAAGACAAUCUGUGAAUAUCCAAUGGAGGGCAGUAAAUUUCAUUUUCAGCAAAGUCCCAACAAAAGAAGAAGAGAAAAACGUCAUCAACAGGGAAACAUGGCAAAUGACAAGGGUCCUCUGGGCCAGCUCAAGGACCUGGUGGAGCUGAAGGACCAGCUGGAAGACAUCCAGAGAAGGAUGGAGGAUGAGAUACAGGCUGGGGUUCCUCCAGGAGGCAGUCUGCUUGCUUCUCCUUUUCUCAAGGGUUUUCUGGCUGGGUACGUUGUUGCAAGGCUACGUUCUUCAGCAUUACUGGGUGUUGCCGUAGGAACGUGUACAGGAAUCUAUGCAGCACAAAAUUAUGCCGUUCCCAAUAUUGAAAACACCGUCAAAGACUACAUACGCAACCUGAAAGGAGGACGCAAAUGAGAAGAAUGGCAAAAAAGUGAGGAGGUGGAGAGACGUCUACAAGCACAGGGUGCCAUUACAGCUGCACACAAGAACAGCUAUUUAUUUCAAAGGUUAACAACAUUUCAAUAGUUAUUUCCACCUUCCACAAGGGUAAGUAAAUAGAAAUAUUAUAGCAAGCCCCUUUUUAUGAAGUAAGAACAGUGAUUAUUUUUGUAUUUCUUUGGAUUCAGUUGAUUAUCUGAAUUUUUCCUACACAAGUACGGAGAAAGCAUUUUGUGAUAAAUUCUGCAUGUGGAAAAGAUUACAAUUCAGGUAAUUUAAAAACAGUAGACCCCAUAUUUCUUCCAAAAAUGGUCAGUGGUUGAAAUUUAAACAACUACCCAUUAGAGAAUUAUAAUAACUGCUAUGAAUUAUUUCUGUCCUUAACCCUAUCCUGCAAUAUGUUCCUUCUGAAGAGUUAUUGAUACAUAAUGAGACCAUCCAAUAUCCUCAUGUGCAAGCCAGCUGUGUUGGCUAUUACACCUCCUUUCUUUAAAGGUCCCAUGACAUGG
This is a messenger RNA of Etheostoma spectabile (orangethroat darter), 1071 nucleotides long. Its product is annotated as SLC35A4 upstream open reading frame protein. Bases 128 to 538 code for a protein of 136 amino acids. NCBI's taxonomy places the organism in Eukaryota, Metazoa, Chordata, Actinopteri, Perciformes, Percidae. The transcript has 3 exons. The record is from RefSeq and is a predicted model, not a curated record.